AUGCGCUGGUUAACAACCAGUGGGGUGACUCCCAACACGCCAGGCAAAGAAUGUGACAUCACACACUCAGAACGCUCCCUCGAUCGGCCUCCCUCGAUCGGCCUCCCUCGAUCGGCCUCCCUGAAUCGACCUCCCUCGAUCGACCUCCCUCGAUCGACCUCCCUCGAUCGACCUCCCUCGAUCAACCUCCCUCGAUCGACCUCCCUCGAUCAACCUCCCUCGAUCGGCCUCCCUCGAUCAGCCUCCCUCGAUCGACCUCCCUCGAUCGGCCUCCCUCGAUCGGCCUCCCUCGAUCGACCUCCCUCGAUCGGCCUCCCUCGAUCGGCCUCCCUCGAUCAGCCUCCCUCGAUCGACCUCCCUCGAUCGGCCUCCCUCGAUCGACCACCCUCGAUCGACCACCCUCGAUCGACCUCCCUCGAUCGGCCUCCCUCGAUCGACCUCCCUCGAUCGGCCUCCCUCGAUCGGCCUCCCUCGAUCAACCUCUCUCGAUCAGCCUCCCUCGAUCGACCUCCCUCGAUCGGCCUCCGUCGAUCGGCCUCCGUCGAUCGACCUCCCUCGAUCGGCCUCCCUCGAUCGGCCUCCCUCGAUCGACCUCCCUCGAUCAACCUCCCUCGAUCGACCUCCCUCGAUCGGCCUCCCUCGAUCGACCGCCCUCGAUCAACCUCCCUCGAUCGACCUCGCACUUCAAUCAAUAACAACACACAAAACGUUUUUUCAAGUUAA
This is a messenger RNA of Procambarus clarkii (red swamp crayfish), 723 nucleotides long. NCBI's taxonomy places the organism in Eukaryota, Metazoa, Arthropoda, Malacostraca, Decapoda, Cambaridae. The record is from RefSeq and is a predicted model, not a curated record.